AUGCCUGCCAGACUACUAGAUAGCCCUCUGCCCAUAGACAGUGGGACAUCCCAGGGCCUUGUGAUGGGAGAUUCACUCAACAACAUAGAUAGAUGUGACACUGAAUCAUCAACAUCUGUGGUCAUAAGUGGGAUAUCAUGUCGCUUACCAGAAUCCAGAAACAUGGAGGAAUUUAAACAAAAUCUUUUGAAUGGGAUUGACAUGGUAACAGAAGAUGAGAGACGUUGGAAACCAGGGUUGUAUGGAUUACCCAAGAGAAAUGGAAAACUGGUAGAUUUGAGCAAGUUUGAUGCAUUGUUUUUUGGUGUCAGUCCUAAACAAGCAGAUGUAAUGGAUCCUCAGCUGAGGAUGUUACUUGAGGUCACAUAUGAAGCCAUUUGUGAUUCAGGUGUGGAUCCCGUCAGUGUACGAGGAACCAAGACAGGGGUAUUUAUAGGUGCCAGUGUAUCAGAAUUCCAUGACGCUGUGUCAUCAGACCCGGAGACAAUACAGGGCUACAGUAUGACAGGUUGUACUAGGUCCAUGUUUGCUAACAGACUGUCAUUCUUCUUUGAUUUCAAAGGCCCAAGCCACACAGUUGAUACAGCCUGCUCAUCCAGUCUUCUGGCUCUGGACCAAGCAUUACAAGCCAUCAGAACUGGCCAAUGUGAAGCUGCGAUCGUUGGAGGAUCCAGUCUUGUGUUGAAGCCAUUAACAUCAUUACAAUUUCAGAAGUUAGGCAUGCUUUCUCCUGAGGGAACCUGCAAAUCCUUUGAUGCUGAAGGCAAUGGUUACUGUAGAAGUGAGGGUAUAGUGGUAGUUUAUCUACAGAAGGAGAAGUCAGCCCUGCGCAUGUACAGUCGACUUAUUCAUUCUAAAACCAACUGUGACGGUGGUAAAGAUCAAGGUAUUACUUUCCCAUCAGGAGUAAUUCAGAAAUCCCUUAUACAGGCUGUAUACAGUGAAGCAUGUGUACCUCCCUCCACUGUAGCCUAUGUGGAGGCUCAUGGUACAGGCACCAAGGCAGGAGACCCCCAGGAACUCAACACUAUCACUGAUGUAUUUUGUAAUGGACGCAACACUCCACUCCCCAUUGGCUCAGUAAAAUCUAAUAUGGGGCAUGCAGAACCAGCUUCAGGCCUUGCCUCUGUUGCUAAAGUGAUAGCUAGUAUGGAAGAAGGUAUCCUCCCUGCCAACCUCCAUUACAAUUCACCAAACACAGACAUCCCAGGUUUGCAGGAUGGACGUUUACAAGUUGUCACCAACAACAAGCAGUGGAAUGGUGGUUUUGUUGGGGUAAACUCUUUUGGAUUUGGAGGCACUAAUGUCCAUGCCAUAUUAGAAUCUAAUACAAAAUCUGAAAACAACACAAGCAGUAGUAAUGAAUGUCCACGAGUGUUUGUGUAUUCUGCUCGCACAGAAGAUGGUGUGCGGUCAGUAAUGGAAAAAGCCAAGGAGCACAGUAACAAUAUGGAGUUUCACACACUGCUUAAUGAAACAGCAAAGAAUGGACGACACAAAUACAGAGGCUACUGUGUAGUCAACACAGACAAUAUUCUAGAAGAAAUCCAGUCAUGUGAUACUUCAGAACGUCCUGUUUGGUUUGUGUUUGAUGGUAUGGGUACACAAUGGCACGGAAUGGGUCGCCAAAUGAUGAAAAUGGAGUUGUUCAAAAACUCUAUCAUGAAGUCUGAUGCAGUGUUGCGUCCUUACGGCCUUUGUCUAUAUGAUCUCCUUAUGAAAGGAGAGGAAAGUGUGUUCGAAGAUACCCUGAAUUCCUUUGUGGCAAUCGCAGCUAUUCAGGUUGCCCUUGUAGAUCUCCUGUUCAAAAUUGGAAUAAAGCCUGAUGGUAUAUUGGGUCACUCUGUUGGAGAGUUGGGGUGUGGCUAUGCAGAUGGUUCUCUGACAGCUGAAGAAACAGUGCUAGCUGCAUAUUGGCGAGGACGAUGUAUCAAAGAAGCAAAACUGCCACCAGGAAGCAUGGCAGCUGUUGGUCUGAGCUGGGAGGAGUGUUUGAAACAGUGUCCGCCUGGAGUUGUUCCCGCCUGUCAUAAUGCUGUAGAUACAGUCACAGUGUCUGGACCCGCCGAAGCUGUCCAGCAAUUUGUUGAGGAGCUUAAAGCCAAACAGAUAUUUGCUAAGGAGGUGAAGACAGCUGGUGUUGCCUUCCAUUCCUAUUACAUGGCAGACAUUGCAAGCUCUCUGAAAUCAGCUCUAUCAAGGGUGAUUGUACCGAAGGAGCGAGGAAGCACAUGGAUUAGUUCAUCCAUUCCUGAAGACCGUUGGGGGACAGAAUUGGCCAAAUAUUCAUCAGCAGAGUAUCAUGUCAACAACCUGGUGAGUCCAGUGCUGUUUCAGGAGGCUUUGAGGCAUGUUCCUGAUAAUGCUGUUGUUAUCGAGGUCGCCCCACAUUGCCUGUUACAAGCUAUCCUAAAGAGGUCACUUGGGUCAAAGUGUAGCAUUCUUGGAUUGAUGAAAAGAGGACAUCCAAACAAUGCUGAACAUUUCUACUCUAUGUUAGGAAGGUGUUACCUACAGGGUCUCAACUUUAACCCUCUGAAGUUGUACCCAACAGUGUCGUUCCCAGUGUCACGAGGUACUCCGAUGAUUUCUCCUAUGAUACAGUGGGAUCACUCAUCCAGCUGGUAUGUACCUAAGGUAGAGGACUUUUCCUCAGGUGCUGGUGGUGGCAGGUCAGGAGCCAGCUUUGAUAUUGACAUUUCCCCUGAAUCACCUGAUAAUUACCUGGUUGGUCACAUGAUUGAGGGGCGUGUCCUAUUCCCUGCCACAGGAUACCUGGUGCUAGCGUGGAAGACUCUUGCCAAACAGAAGGGACAGAUGUAUGAAGAUAUGCCUGUCCUAUUUGAGGACAUCAAUAUUCACCAGGCUACCAUCUUACCAGAUAAUGGUAAAGUAAAACUUGAUGUAACCGUUAUGGAGACAACUGGUGAAUUUGAAAUAAGUGAAAAUGGAACAUUAACUGUAAGUGGCCGAGUGACUAUGCUGGAGGAGACCAAUCAAGUGAAAGAAAAUGCAUCACGUGACCUUAAAAUGGCAGGCCCUGUCCUUACCUCCUCAGAUGUCUACAAGGAACUUAGACUGAGAGGAUAUGACUAUGGACCUGAUUUUAGAGGAAUCUUACAAACAGACAUUUCUGGUACUGAGGGGCAGCUGCUGUGGACAGGUAACUGGGUUUCUUACCUAGACACCAUGUUACAGAUGUCUGUGCUGCAUAUGCCUGGUGGUGCACUACGCCUUCCCACACGUAUCCGAUCUCUGGCUAUAGAUCCUGUUGUACAGAAUAGCUCUGUAUAUCAGACACAAGAUGGCCACCAAGUGACAAGCAUUUGGAUGGAUGAAUGCACAAAUUCCUGUGUAGCAGGAGGUGUAGAAAUAGAUGGUCUUCAUGCGACGGUAGCCCAACGCCGUCAUCAGAGUCAGUCACCUCCAAUUUUAGAAGAGUUCAAGUUUGUUCCCUACACCAGGAGCAGACCUCUUAGUGAUGAAUUAGUGGAAUACAGCAGCGUUUGUAAUGCUUAUGUAUAUAAUGAACUUUCCAAGAUACUUGCCAAUGACAACUACCUGGACAGAGAAACAAUACAGGGGUUGUGUUCUCAGACUGGUUCCAAUAGAGACAUUUUGAGUCAGCUUCCUGUCUGGUUAUCAAAAUCAGGUGCUGAAAAUCUAACAAGACUACAGGAAGUCUUCAGCAUUCCGACUGACAACCAAUAUUCCAGGAAUUUAGAGAAUGUUUACAAUAGCUGGGACAGUUGCUAUUGUACAAAAGAUGUGAUGGUGGAGAAUUUGUCAGCAGCUUCAACACUGAAGCCCUGUUUAGACAUUGUGGUGGAGAAUGUGUUGUCAUCUGUAUUGAAGGUGGUGGAACUGACAGGUACAGGAAGACACCAUAUGUCAGAGGAUGUCCUGUCCCUUCUCUCUACUCAACCUGUAAUACAUGUUGACUACACAAUGUGCUCUAAGGCACUCGAGAAAAGUGAUGAACUACUAAACAGAAAGGACCAGGUUUCACAUGUUGAAUGGAAUGCAGAAACUUGUGCUCCUGAAAGCCUUAAGAAUACUCAUCUGGUGAUUGCCAGAAACUUCCUCCACAAACACACAAACAUACCAGAGACAAUAAAAAAUAUGUCUAAUCUCCUCAAAGAAAAUGGAUUCCUUAUGAUACAAGAAACAACACUGAAUUUUUUGCCAGCCUUUGCAAUGGAAUAUCUUGGCCAGCACCAUUCUGAAGUUCUAAGUAAAUCCCCACUACGUAAGUGUGUGUAUUACCUGGAUGAGAACCAAUGGGAAACUUUGUUUCGGGAGGAAGGCUUUGAAGUUGUGUUUAAAAGAACGGACAAUUUUCAAUCUACUUUGUUUUUGCUGAGAAAGUGUGCAGUGAACUUCGAAGAAACAAAAUCACAAGAAAUUCUAAAUCUUGAAGGAACAAGUUGUGAUUGGGUGGAGAAAUUGAAAACAAAGGUGUCAGAGUAUCAGGAACAGCCAAAGGGAAAUAACUUGUGGCUGACAGUGAAUGAUACAAGAUGUAGUGGAAUAUUGGGUCUGGUCAAUUGUCUGAGACAGGAACCUGGAGGGGAAAGAAUCAGGGGUAUAUUCAACAUGGAUUCCAAACCUGAAGACCUUGCCUGGCUGUUUAAUGGUUCAGAGUUUCAGAGCAUGGUCAAGAAAGACUUGGUGAUGAAUGUUUGGAAGGAUGGAAUGUGGGGGUCGUAUAGACAUAUACCAUCUAAAGGUGAGUCAGCAAAAUGUAAACCGUGUACAAGAGCCUUUGUGAAUGUGCUGACCCGAGGUGACCUGUCCAGUCUCAGCUGGGUAGAAUCACCCCCAGAUAGCAGUCAGUCUGGGACAUCCUGUUGCAGUGUCCACUAUUCUGCUUUGAACUUCCGUGAUGUCAUGUUAGCUACAGGAAAACUACCACCAGAUGCUCUACCUGGAGACCUUGCCACACAGGACUGUAUACUUGGCAUGGAAUUUUCUGGGAAGGACAAAGGAGGGCGAGUGAUGGGACUUCUACCGGCCAAGGGUUUGGCCACUAUGGUAGAUGUCAAUACAAAUUUUGUUUGGUCAGUCCCAGACCACUGGUCACUACAAGAGGCAGCCACUGUACCUGUUGUCUACACAACAGCCUUCUAUGCUUUAGUAGUGCGAGGUCGGAUCAGAUCAGGUGAUCGUGUGCUCAUUCACUCAGGAAGUGGAGGUGUUGGCCAGGCGGCCAUCAGCAUCGCACUUCAUUAUGGUUGUCAGGUGUUCACUACUGUGGGUACAGCAGAGAAAAGAGCCUACCUCAAGUCUAGGUUUCCUAAGUUACAAGACAGUCAUAUCUGUUAUUCACGUGACACAUCAUUUGAGAAAGCCAUACUCAGACUCACUCAAGGGAAAGGUGUUGAUGUGGUAUUGAACUCGCUUGCUGAGGAAAAGCUACAAGCAAGUGUUCGCCUUUUAGCCCAGCAUGGUCGCUUCCUGGAAAUCGGCAAAUUUGACUUAUCAAAAAAUAAUCCACUGGGCAUGGCGGUGUUUCUGAAGAAUAUCAGUUUCCAUGGCAUCUUGCUGGAUGCUCUAUUUGAGGAAGGUAAUCCAGAAUGGAGACUAGUGUCAGAACUUCUGAUCCAGGGAGUGAAUUCUGGGGCAGUACAGCCCCUCCCCUCCUCUGUGUUUGAGAGAGAUGACCUUGAGGGUGCCUUCAGGUACAUGGCCAAGGGUAAACACAUUGGCAAAGUACUCAUCCAGAUUCAGGAGGAAACUGACCAACAAUGUUCUGUAUCAGUGGAAGCAGUCCCAAGGUUUGCUUGCCAUGCUCACAAAUCCUACAUCAUCACUGGUGGACUUGGUGGUUUUGGAUUAGAAUUGGCUCAGUGGUUGAUUGACAGAGGUGCCAGACAUCUGAUCUUGACCUCUAGAUCAGGGGUCAAGACCGGAUAUCAGGCUAGGAAACUUCAAGUGUGGAAAAAGAAGGGAAUUCAGAUUGUUGUGUCGAAUGAAGAUGUAACUACAGAACACAGUGCACAGUCUCUCAUUAAAGAAUCUUGUAAUAUCAGAGAAGUUGGUGGAGUCUUCCAUUUAGCCAUGGUGCUCAAAGAUGGCUUUUUAGAAAACUUGAGCCAGAGAGAUUUUGAUGUUGUCUGCCAACCAAAAGUUAAGGGCACCUUGCAUUUAGAUAAGGUGACUAGAGACCACUGUAAGGAAAGCCUGGAUUGGUUUGUUGUGUUCUCAUCUGUCAGUUGUGGGCGGGGCAAUGCUGGGCAAACUAACUAUGGAUUUGCUAACUCAGUAAUGGAGAGGAUUUGUGAGCAGAGGACACGUGAUGGCUUUCCCGCCUUAGCAGUACAAUGGGGAGCCAUUGGAGAUGUAGGGGUGGUGUUGGAUACCAUGGGAACCAAUGACACUGUGAUUGGUGGUACCCUGCCACAACGCAUAGCCUCCUGUCUCUGUACACUGGACAACUUCCUCAACCAACCUCAUCCCGUCAUGUCCAGCUUUGUACUUGCUGAAAAAGUUAACCAGAGGUCGAAAGGUGAAAGUUCCAAGAAAAACUUGGUGGAUGCAAUUUGCAAUAUUCUAGGAGUAAAGGAUCGCAGUACUCUGGAUUCUAAUGCCAGCCUUGGUGACCUUGGUCUAGAUUCUCUGAUGGGAGUUGAGGUCAAGCAAACACUGGAACGAGAUUUUGACCUAACAUUACCCAUGCGUGAAAUUAGACAACUCAGUGUAUCUAAACUUCAGGUUAUAUCAGAUAACCUGGAAAGCCAGUCCACUGGGGACAAAAAGGCAGAACAGGCCUUCACUGAACAAAUCCUGGAAAGAUAUGACUUGGACCAGAUUAUGCCACAGGAGACCAUAGUGAGGUUGAAUGUAGGAGAUGAUAGUCAAUCUCCGCUAUUUAUAGUUCAUCCUUUAGAAGGAAGUGUGAAAUGUAUGAGGGAAUUAGCCUCCCAACUCAGCUGUCCUGUCUAUGGUCUUCAAUGCUCCAAGGAUGUCCCUCUUCAUAGUAUCCCUGACAUGGCUAGCUUCUACAUACAGGUGAUGCAGUCUGUCCAGCCCAAACCUCCUUAUAACCUGUGUGGCUAUUCCUUUGGGACCAGCGUUGCCAUAGAGAUAACACUGCAGUUGGAGAAACUUGGAGACGAUAUAGUUGAGUCUCUCUGUUUGUUGGAUGGGUCCCACAAGUUUGUGUCAUCCCAUAUUGGAACCUAUCGAGACAAGAUGGCAAUCCAGAGCCAGGAGCAGGCUGAGGUUGCUGUUCUCUGUGCAUUUGUUCAACAGUUUACCACUGAAGGUGUAAGCCAGCUUUCCCAAGAAAUAGAGAAACAAACAGACUUCAGUGGACGUCUAAAAAUUGUUGUGGAAAAAUUAUCAAAGUUAGACUUGUUCAAGAGUUCAGCUGACCUAGACAUAGCAGCUGAGGCCUUUUACCGGAGACUGAUGAUAUCUGACCAGUACAAACCCACAAAGAAAUUGCAUGGGAAUGUGACACUGGUGAAGGCAGGGGCUGGGGACAUGGGACCUCUGGAGCAGGACUAUGGACUCUCAGAGAUUUGCGAUGGUACAAUCAACAUCCACCAGGUAGAGGGAGACCACAACAGUUUUAUUGUUGGGGACGGCUCUAAGGUCACUGCUGGACAUAUUCUAUCAAUAUUCAAGAAAACUGCCUAAUAAGACAUCAAUAAUAAACUGCAGUUUUGAAUUUUGUGCAAUAAUUUCAUUGUAACUUGUGCUUUGGCAUUGAUUGUUGUGGAUCACAGAGAUAAAUGUAGAAUCAUAUCAAUCUCAUGGACUUCAUCUCGGUGAUGCAAAACUGCAUGGUGUUUGUGUCUAGCUCAUUUUAAAAGUUCUGUCAUAGGGCACACUGUUGAAAGUAAAACAAUGAAGAUUAAAGAGCUGAGUCAUAAAUAAGGGACAUUAUACAGCUAAUCUUGUAUAUGUUUUAUUUUAAACACUCAUUUCCCUGAUUAUCAUUCAAAAACAAAUAACAGUGUUGUAAACUAUCCAGCAAUCAUUCUUCUCUGAUAGUAGGUUACAUAGAUCCUUCUCCAUGACAACUUCGGACAUUUGCUGUUGAUUUGGACACUUACUCAACAAUGGUUGUAUGAUUGUUAAAAUGUUCUGAUGACUUCCAUUUUAGUUUUCAUCAGAUUGGAUUUUAGGUUUUUACAGAUGUACAGCAAUGACCUAUAGAUACUCGAGAUUUAUACCUAUUUGUCCAUUUGGAUUUUUAUGGUAUAUUCUGCCCUUGUUGAGGUGUCCAUACUAUUUUUAUAACAAUUUACCGGGUAUACAUUCCAACUUAUAUUUAAACAAUGUUUUUAUUAAAUAUUCAACAAUUUAACACAUAAUUAUGAUACUUAUGGGAUGUGAAAGCAAGCUUAGAGCUUAUAUCCUUGCAUUGAGUUACUUGUUUUGUUUUGAUACCUAUUUAAAAAGUAGUUAGGUAUAUAUUUUGAAAUUCCUGUUGAUGAUGUUUGAAGAUAUUAAGUUCAUGGAGCAGCAUUUUCUAGGGAUCAUUGGAUUGUAUUUACUGUUGAUAUGAAUAGGAGUGUUUUUUUUUUACUGUGAAUUUGGUAAUUACACUAUUUACGAUAUUUCACACUGGAGGGGUGUUUUUUAAUGUGAAUUUGGUAAUAACACUAUUUACAACAUUUCACGCUGGAGGGGUGUUUUUUACUGUGAAUUUGGUGAUAACGCUAUUACAAUAUUUCACACUGGAGGAGUGUUUUUUACUGUGAAUAUGGUAAUAACACGAUUACAACAUUUCACACUGGAUGGGUGUUUUUUACUGUGAAUUUGGUAAUAACACGAUUACAAUAUUUCACACUGGAGGGGUGUUUUUUACUGUGAAUAUGGUAACUUUAUUUAUUUGCAUUACACACAUCAUUUGUAUUACUUUUUAAAAGGAAUUUUUACUGUAAUAAAAACUAGUAAUUUGAUAAAGCAAGCUUGGAUGGACGUCCUCUAUAGAAAACAAAAUACUUCUAAUUGGUUGUGUUUCAUGAUAAGUUGGUCACCUUUUACAGUAUUAUCAUGAUUUCAUGAAAGUUAAGAUGGUAGAAACAUAGUGCAUGUACUAAAGUGCUAUUAGAUAGGAGUAGGUGUAGGUGUUCCUACAUUUCUAUUGAAUAGGAGUUCAUGUAGGUGAACCAGUACAAUUGAAUAGGAGACGAUGUAAGUGUACCUACAGUAUUGCAGUACUGCAAAACAAAUGUGAAUCUUCAUAAGAAAUGUAGGGAUUAUUGAUAUUGUGUAAAAUUAUCAUUAUACCACAAACAUACAGCAAAUAUGAGAUUUUAUGGGGUAUCAUAUUUUAAUGUUGACCUACUGCUGACUUCAUACUGUAUAAUGAUUUAAACCUGAAUGAUAUUUUACCAUUUUCAUAAUCUUUAUGAUUUAUGUAUGAUGGCUGUAGUUUGAAAUGAAAUGCGUGCUGACAUUUACUAUUGAUCAUAUUGGACAAUGUUAUAUGAUGUUGCUGGUAGUAAUAUUGAAUUGUAAUAUUUUGAAUAGCUAUAAAGACAUUCCAGUGAUGACUUUUUCAUGUUGUUCACCAAUACUGAGGAAAUCCAUUAUAUGAAGUUUGCUUGUGAGAUUAUGAUACAUUUGAUGUAUAGACAAUAUAAAAUGUCUACUGCAUUGUUGUGGGUAUUAUUUUGUAUAAGUUACUAUUGAUUCUAUUGUACU
This is a messenger RNA of Ylistrum balloti, 9663 nucleotides long. Its product is annotated as fatty acid synthase-like. Gene Ontology annotation, molecular function: fatty acid synthase activity; oxidoreductase activity; 3-oxoacyl-[acyl-carrier-protein] synthase activity. The transcript has 28 exons. The record is from RefSeq and is a predicted model, not a curated record. NCBI's taxonomy places the organism in Eukaryota, Metazoa, Mollusca, Bivalvia, Pectinida, Pectinidae. The coding region runs from base 1 to 7644 and encodes 2547 amino acids. Gene Ontology annotation, biological process: fatty acid biosynthetic process.